AUGAGCGUAUAGGAAUUCAUAGCAAAUAAAAAGAUGUUGGAUGUAGAAUGGAGAUUUUCAAUUGCUACUGCAAAUAGUUCUAAAGAAAAUUAUAGUGAUUGCUUCCUAUAGCUUAAGAUCAAAACAAUUGAUAAAAACAUGAUAGAAGAAACCACUCAUUUUGAAUUAACAUUAGCAUAAUUUAAUGAAUUGUUUACUGAAAUCGAAAAGGUAAAGAAUCUGAUGAGUUUAAUUAAAUGA
Molecule: messenger RNA, 240 nt
Organism: Paramecium tetraurelia
Lineage: Eukaryota; Ciliophora; Oligohymenophorea; Peniculida; Parameciidae
Exons: 2
Source: RefSeq, a predicted model, not a curated record